AUGGACGUCAGUGUCUUCUCAGCAACGACGCAGGCCGUCCUGCUCAACGGCAUGUCCAGCAUAGUCGCGCAGGCCAUUUCCGUGUACAAGUCCAAGAGCUUCCGCGCGGUCGACAUUGUUGCAUUUACACACGUCCUGGUCUACACGGCGCUGACGACGCCCCCCAACCACAAGUGGCAGCAAUGGCUCGAAUUCGCCUUUCCGACACAAACUCCAGUUCGUUCCAGUCCGAAGCCAGCCGCAAAGUCCCACAAGAAGCGAGGCGCGGUCAAUGGAAAGCAUCGCGAUCAACAGCCAGACGACGAGCCAACCAGUUUGAGCGUUACCAACACCGUGGCCAAGUUCAUUCUCGACCAGACGCUUGGCGCGGCGGUGAACACCAUCCUGUUCAUCUGCCUUAUGGAUUACAUGAAGACGAACAGCUUCGCAAACGCGCGAUCCAACCUUGAAAAGGACUUCUGGCCCAUGCUCUUGUCAAGUUACAAGCUCUGGCCGUUUAUAUGCCUGAUCAACCUGACAAUCGUGCCGUUCGAGUACCGUGUGUUGGUCGGUAGCGCCGCAGGACUGGCCUGGGGAGUCUACAUCAACCUCAUGUAUGCUUGA
This is a messenger RNA of Purpureocillium lilacinum, 603 nucleotides long. NCBI's taxonomy places the organism in Eukaryota, Fungi, Ascomycota, Sordariomycetes, Hypocreales, Ophiocordycipitaceae. The record is from RefSeq and is a predicted model, not a curated record.